AAUUUAUAAACACAAAAAAUCAUUAGAAUGUCGAAAUAACAAGCCUCGGUAGCUCAAAAACUCUAAUUUGGUGAUUAUGAGAAAGUCAAAUUUACGUUUAGUGGGUUAGACAAAUAUAUUGUUAUGGUAAAUUUAAAAUUUUAAAAGGCAAGGAAUUAAAUACAAAAAUUGCUUUGGAAGAUUUAAAGUUUACAUUCGCAAAUAUUUUAAAGACAGACUUUUUUGCUAAAAGACUUGAAUAUCAAGUUGUGAAAGGAUUUAAUUCUACUACAUUAACAUCUUAAAAAUCUUUAUCCCAAUAAGAUAUUCCAAUUGACUAUAAAGGUACAGGUCCAGGUUAAUAACUUAAUAUACAAGUUAAAUUUACCGAAGAAGGAGCAUGAUCACCC
Molecule: messenger RNA, 389 nt
Organism: Paramecium sonneborni
Lineage: Eukaryota; Ciliophora; Oligohymenophorea; Peniculida; Parameciidae
Source: the annotation of a GenBank genome assembly